CGACGGGAGGCAGGCAAAAUUCCCAUUCCGCGGUCCCGUCGCCCGCGCCCCCGAUCGCUUUCCGAACUUUUCUUCCUCACCCUACCGCUGGACUUUCUCGUCUAGAUUGCAUGCAAGACCCUGCGGCACACGAUUCGGAACUCGGUAUCGUGUCAUGACUUUUGGGGUGGUUUGAUUGUCGCUAUAUGUGAUACCGAGAUAAACACUUCUGGAAAACGGUGAUCCAUCCGAUGGAUACCGAGCAGCAGCAGCAGCAGCAGCAGCAGCAGCACCAGCAUGCUAAGCGAGAGCUAGACCGAGGGGGAGGGGGAGGAGCAGAGAAAGACGAGCAGCAGUCCCCGGAACCCCCUCGGAGCAAGAAGCGGGCUAAAUAUACGUCGGUUGCUUGCAACGAAUGCAAACGCCGCAAACUCAAAUGCAGCGGUGAGACCGUCUGCUCACGCUGCGCACGCGACCAGGUGCGCUGCGUCUAUGCGCCGAGCGUGCACGCCGUGCACGCCGUGCCGUCCCUGCACGCGGCGCAGUCGAUACAUUCUGUUGGGUCUGGGACGGGGGUGUAUACUUCGUUGCCGAAUACGCCGAGGCCUAGGGAGGAGGAUGGGGUUAUGGAUCGGGUCCUGUCGACGCGAUUGCGCUCGGUGGAUGCGCAGAUUGAGGCACUGCAGCGGGAGAUGCGGGCUUUGGUGGGGAGGUUGAGGGUUUUGGAGGGAAAUUCCUCAGGCAUGGGAAUGGGGGCCACUGCUGUUGGUGGUGGUGGUGCUGCCGCCGCCGUAACGACCCCCGCCAACCACAUCCCCACCGCCGUCUCGACCGUCUCCUCCACCUCGGCCAGCGCGGGCCUCCAUCGCAUCAUGAACCGGCCCAAAUCGCCGACGUAUAUUGGUCCCACGAGCGCGGAGUUUGGGAUUGCCGACAGAAAGCAGUCGCAUGCGGGGGCGGCUGAGGAGGAGGAGGAUGAAGAAGAUGAGGACAUGGAAUCCACCGCCGCGCCGAGUCCCAUCCCCAUUGCCGACGGCGAGGGCGAUCCGCUCCGGUGUCUGGGGUUGACCGAGGCGUUGCGCCUGGUGACGGUCUACGAGCAUACGGUCGGGCUAAUCUACCCGUGCGUCGAUCUGGACAGCGUGCGCGCGUAUGUGGUGGAUUACUUUCGCGACGAUCUGUCGAAGUCACCGGCUGUAGGGGUCGGAGGCGGUGCGGAGGAUGAUUGGUUCUUUGCGCGCGAUGCGGAGGUGUUGAAGAUUCUUCUGGCCACCGCGCUGUUGGCGGAGUCGCAUGGAAGGAGUGAGCGCGCGGCCCUUUUGGCAGAUCGCGUGGAGGAUCAGUUCGCGAUGCGUAUGAAGGUGCCGGAGGUCGAUAUGAAGGAGUUGUUGAUUUUGGCUUUACUCUCAAUCUUCCACUCCUACCGCGACGACGAAGUCAUCGCCUGGCGCACCAUCGGACUCGCCGUGCGCGGCUCCAUGCAGCUGGGCCUGCACUGCCAGGAGACCUGGCAGAAGACCGGGGGUGUGUUUCCUGGGGAGCUGCACCGCACCUGGGCCAGCCGCCUAUUCUGGUGCAUCUACGUGCUGGACCGCAAGUGGUCGUUCGGCACGGGGCUCCCCUUCGCCAUCCAGGACGCCGACAUGGACACCAACCUGCCCGAGCCCGGCACGACCACCCCGUACCUGACGUGCAUGAUCUCCUACGCGCGCCUGAGCUCCAAGAUCUGGGGGCUAGUCGUGGGCUGGCGCACGCGGCCCCGCGCCGCCACCACCGACUACUGCGCCUACCUCGACUUCCAGGUCCAGCAAUGGAUCCAGUCCAUCCCGCCGGAGCUGCGCUUCGACCCGGCCCACCGCGCCACGGCGCGGGGCGACUCGCCGACCCACGCGGACAGCAUGAUGACCCUGCAGGUCCUACUGGCGCUGCAGGCCAACCAGCUGCGCAUCCUCGUCUACCGCCAGUACCUGCUGAGCGGCGAGAGCAUCGAGGACAGCGUCGCGGGCGCCUCCAUCGCCGUCGAGACCGCCAAGAGCACCGUCCACAUGCUGGACUACUUCAGUCGCGUGUCCGAGAUCUACUACCAGCGCCCGGAGCCGUUCAACUACUUCCUCAUCUCGGCCCUGGCCGCGCUGUUUCUGGCCGUGCUGCACGGCCCCGUCCGGUUCUCCCAGGUGUGUCGCCCGGAAUUCUACAAAGCAGUGGAGAUGGUGCGCCGGUCAUCCACACGAGCACGCACCUCGCGCCGCCUGCAGAAGAUCAUCCGCAGCUUGAAGAUCAUCCGCUUGAACCUGGGGAAGGAGGCGAAGCUGCACGCUUCCCUGAAGGGUGGAAUUCCCCAAGAGAUGGCAGGGGACUAUGCACAGGGGUACACCAUCCAUCCCUCGAUCCGGACAGAAACAGGGGGCCAGACGCGAACGCACCUACACCCUCAAUCUCAACCCACGCAGCGCUCGUCGAAUGGAGUGUGGUCGUUGGCGUCGACGGCGACGGAUCCCGCGCCUGCUGUGGCUGUGGAUAACGGGUGCGAGGAUCUGACGACUUUCUUCGAGAUGGCGGGCGGGCUGUACUUUGAUCCCCGGGUGCAAGCGGGCGGGGAGGGCGUGGCGGUGUUGGCCGAGGGGUUGGGCGGGGAGUUGGCUGCUGAGGACGAGGCAUUGACGAGGGUUAUGGCGGAUCUUUUGUAA
Messenger RNA from Aspergillus japonicus CBS 114.51, 2666 nucleotides. Its product is annotated as transcription factor domain-containing protein. NCBI's taxonomy places the organism in Eukaryota, Fungi, Ascomycota, Eurotiomycetes, Eurotiales, Aspergillaceae. The coding region runs from base 231 to 2666 and encodes 811 amino acids. The record is from RefSeq and is a predicted model, not a curated record. Gene Ontology annotation, biological process: DNA-templated transcription; positive regulation of transcription from RNA polymerase II promoter by galactose. Gene Ontology annotation, molecular function: RNA polymerase II cis-regulatory region sequence-specific DNA binding; zinc ion binding; DNA-binding transcription factor activity, RNA polymerase II-specific. The transcript has 4 exons. Gene Ontology annotation, cellular component: nucleus.